Molecule: messenger RNA, 2775 nt
Organism: Aedes aegypti (yellow fever mosquito)
Lineage: Eukaryota; Metazoa; Arthropoda; Insecta; Diptera; Culicidae
Gene: Sf3b2
Product: splicing factor 3B subunit 2
Exons: 3
Coding region: 150-2639 (829 amino acids)
Biological process (GO): mRNA splicing, via spliceosome
Cellular component (GO): precatalytic spliceosome; U2 snRNP; catalytic step 2 spliceosome
Source: RefSeq, a predicted model, not a curated record
CACAGUCAUUUGACGGGUCGAAUUGUUGAGUUUGUGUGCGAUUCUGCCGAAAAUCAUUCCGCUUUGCUUGUAAUCGAUCAACAGUACGUAAAAUAAUAUCAUUUUUUCUAGUGAUUUUCGUUCCUAAAUGACUGCAUUUCAUCCUUAAAAUGGAGAAUAAACCCGAGCAGCAGUCAAAUUCGGGAGGAUUGCUUCCUCCUCCUCCGCCUCCACCUGAAAUGUUACUGACAAGCGGUGGGCCUCCUAUGUGGCCACCGGGCCUCGGCGGCCCUCCCGCAUCCCUAAUGGGACCUCCCCCAACCGGAAGUGGUGAAUGUGGUCCCCCGGGAGAUGAAUCGAACAAAAAUGUCCCUCCGCCACUGAUGUCGCUCAAUAUUGGGAAUCCGGCAGAACCGGAAAUUCCGAAGAAACCUUCCGAGUUGGUACUGCCUAAGGCGCUUGAAGAUGUGUUGGCUCUGAAGACGCUCAGGGCUAAGGAAUUGGGCGCCGAGGAAGUAUUGGCCACAACGGGAGCAGUGGUUCCCGCCCCGGGGCUUAUGCUUCCGCCUCCGCCAGCGGGAGUUAUGAGCUCGUAUUUGGACAUGGAUGGAGACUCGGAUGACGACAAUUUGGAUGGGUUGGUUCCGCCGCCUCCGGUCAUAUCGAAGGCCGAGGGACGACUAGACCGGAAUCGACGACGGAAGCAACGGAAGAAGGAGAAUAGGAAAGCCAGGAGGGAGCAGCAAGCGAUAGUUCUCCAGCAGCGGGAGAAGGACAAGGAAGGGCUAAAUGUUAAGGAUGUGGCCAACAAGGAACGCCAGGCGGAAAAGGAAAAGGAUCUGGCAGAUGAAGCGGAUGUUGAGGACCACGAUGAAGAUGAGCCGGAGAAAGAGAAUGGCAAAGAAGAGGACAAAGCUGACGCUGAAAAGGACAAGAAAGAGAAUGAUGGGGACAAAUCCUCGAAGGAUAAGGCCAAAGCCAAGGAAAGCAAGAAGGAUAAAGAGAAGAGCAGCGGAACAUUGAUCGAAGACGAGCUUGAUAACGUUGAAAUAGAAUACGUCCCGGAGAAGGUGACCAUAGCAGACCUUGCUCCGAUGUAUCGCCAGUUCUACAGAGUAUUUGAAAUCUUCAAACUGGAGACGAAACCUAAAGAGCCAACCAAGGCCGAAAUAGCGGAAAACGAGAGGGCCGCGGCCUUAAAGAAGGCCAACGAAAAAGACGACGAUGAUGAUGAUGACGAAGACGACGCCAUGGAUGACGAUCAGAAGGACGAAAAGGAGAGAAUUUCCAAACGCAAAAUGAAGAAGCUCACCCGGUUGAGUGUGGCCGAGCUGAAACAGCUAGUUGCCCGUCCGGAUGUUGUCGAAAUGCACGACGUCACAGCCCGGGAUCCAAAGCUGCUCAUCCAGCUUAAAUCCCAUCGCAAUACGGUGCAAGUCCCGCGACAUUGGUGCUUCAAAAGGAAGUACCUCCAGGGCAAGCGCGGUAUCGAGAAGCCUCCCUUCGAACUCCCAGCCUUCAUCAAGAAAACCGGCAUCAUGGAAAUGCGAGCCUCCCUCCAGGAGAAGGACGAAUCCAAAACCCUCAAAGCGAAGAUGCGCGAAAGGGCCCGACCCAAAAUGGGCAAGAUCGACAUUGAUUACCAGAAGCUGCACGACGCCUUCUUCAAGUGGCAAACAAAACCCCGAAUGACCAUCCACGGCGAUUUGUACUACGAGGGAAAGGAGUUCGAGACGCGUCUCAAAGAGAAAAAACCCGGAGAUUUAUCAGAAGAAUUGCGCGUUGCUCUCGGAAUGCCCAUUGGUCCGGCUUGUCACAAGAUUCCCCCGCCCUGGUUGAUCGCCCAGCAGCGUUACGGCCCACCGCCGAGCUAUCCGAACCUGAGGAUCCCCGGCUUGAAUGCGCCUAUUCCGGAGGGGUGCUCCUUUGGUUACCAUGCCGGAGGUUGGGGUAAACCACCGGUCGACGAGAACGGCAAACCCCUGUACGGAGAUGUGUUCGGCAUGAGUGCCAGCGAGAAUGAGAAUGGUCUCGGCGAGGAGGAAGUUGAUCGCACCCAAUGGGGCGAACUGGAAUCGGAGUCCGAAGAGUCAUCUGAAGAAGAGGAGGAGGACGGCGAGGAUCUGGGUGCUCCACCGGAUGAAAGCGGUCUGAUUACUCCGGCCGAAGGAUUGGUUACACCGUCCGGGCUGACGAGUGGCGUUCCUGCCGGCAUGGAAACCCCGGACACCAUCGAACUUCGCAAGAAGAAGAUCGAGAGCGAAAUGGAGGACAACGAGACACCUGUCCUGUACCAGGUGCUGCAGGAGAGACGUGCCGAGCGUGUCGGGGCCUCCAUGAUGGGAUCUACCCACGUGUACGAUCUGGCCGGAGCGGCUGCUGCAGCUGCGGCCGGUGGUUCCCGUGGGGCUCGUGGAGGAGCUGUCGACCGGGAAGGUAUGGUUGAGCUGGCUCUCGAUCCGUCCGAACUGGACAUGGACAACGAAGCGAUGGCCCAGCGGUAUGAACAGCAAAUGCGCGAACAGCAAAGCCACCUGCAGAAGGAAGAUCUGUCCGAUAUGUUGGCCGAGCACGUGGCCAGGCAAAAAUCCAAACGAAAACGACAGCAAACGGACACCACCAGCAAACAGACCAAGAAGUACAAGGAAUUCAAAUUCUAGGCUGGUGGCGGCGCGGCGGAACGAGAAUAUUGUGUCAAGGUACGACAUUUUUCAAAACAUUUUCAAUCACAUUUAUGUCUGUUCAACCCGAUAGGAUCAAUAAAAGCCUAUCACUUACUAUUUGGCAAAAUGGUAA